GGGGAGGAGGGUGAGGAGGAGGGUGAUGAGGAGGUCAUGGGUGAGGAGGACGGGGAGGAGGAGGAGCUGGGUGAGGAGGGGGUGCAGGCGGAAGAGUUGCAAGAGGAGGAGCAAGCGUUGGUGGUGGAGGUUGAGCUGGGUGAGGAGGGGGUCCAGGAGGGGGAGGAGGAGGAGGAGGGGGUCCAGGAGGAGGAGGAGGGGGUCCAGGGGGAGCAGGGGGAUGACGGGGUGCCGGCAGAAGAGUUUCAGAAAGAGGAGAAGGCGACGGAGGAGGUGGAGCAAGGUGAUGAUGAGGAGGAGGAGGAGCAGGGUGAUGAGGGGGUGCAGGCGGAAGAGUGGCAGGAGGAGGAGGAGGAGGUGCUGGAGGAGGAGGAGGUGGAGGAGGAGGAGGAGGAGGAGGAGGAGGAGGAGGAGGGAGAGCAAAGUGAAGAACUGUCUAUGAAGACUCCCGCCUUCGUCCGAAUGAAGAAGGUAUUUGAUCCUCCUCUGGGGGAAAGCAGUACGGCUCCUCAACAAGGUCCUCCAGACACGCGGAAGGCUCCGGCCAAGCCCAGAAAGGUGAGGGCUAAGCAGGAGCGAGCCAGCCACCUCCCAAAGAGCUACCUGAUGAGCACCUUCAAGCACUUUGCCAAGACCAGGGUCGCGGCUGAUGUGUUUCCCGCCCUGGACAACAUAGUGGAUGCCUACUUUCAGCGAAUGGCGUUGGACUUGGAGACGUACGCGAAUCACGCCAAGAGGAAGACCAUCGAGGUCGCCGACGUGGAACUACUGCUGAGGAGGCAGGGCUAUGUUACAGACAAGGUUCCUGUGGAAGUGCUCAUUGAGAAAUAUCUUCCCAUGGAAUACAGAAGGAUGCUCAUCCCCAUAGCAACCAGCGGAAAUAUCGUCAUCCCUAAACAAAAAUAACUAUUAUUUCUGAGUACCGGAUGACUUUAAAGAAAAUGACGAUUACAUAAGGAGAAAGAAUAUUUGCUUGGUGUUUCUAUUAUUGUUGUUCCUUCUCUUUGUAGCAUCGUUUUAUAUGUGCAAUAUUUCUCCUUUUUUUUUUUAUAAUAAAUUUAAAUAAAGAUUUGUUUGUAAAUUA
Molecule: messenger RNA, 1084 nt
Organism: Gadus morhua (Atlantic cod)
Lineage: Eukaryota; Metazoa; Chordata; Actinopteri; Gadiformes; Gadidae
Product: centromere protein T
Exons: 5
Coding region: 37-906 (289 amino acids)
Biological process (GO): kinetochore assembly; mitotic cell cycle; chromosome segregation
Cellular component (GO): kinetochore
Molecular function (GO): protein heterodimerization activity; DNA binding
Source: RefSeq, a predicted model, not a curated record